Ostreococcus lucimarinus CCE9901 is the source of this 252-nucleotide messenger RNA. RefSeq lists its product with no specific name. The transcript has a single exon. Gene Ontology annotation, biological process: translation. Bases 1 to 252 code for a protein of 83 amino acids. Lineage: Eukaryota; Viridiplantae; Chlorophyta; Mamiellophyceae; Mamiellales; Bathycoccaceae. Gene Ontology annotation, molecular function: structural constituent of ribosome. The record is from RefSeq and is a predicted model, not a curated record. Gene Ontology annotation, cellular component: large ribosomal subunit; mitochondrion.
AUGUCCCACCUCCUCGUCACCUUACGUCGAGGUACCGCGGGCAAACCGAAGACUAUCCUCCAGACCUUGUCCGCGCUCGGUCUGCGCAAGACUCGAGACGCGCGCAUCGUGCCGAACGACGCCGGCGCGCGAGGAAAGUUGAAUCAAGUCAAGCACUUGGUCUCCGUGGAAACGCUGGAAGACGCCGAACGACGCGUCGAAGCGCUGGCGAAGAAGCGCGCGCUGCGAACGCCGAUCGUGAGCGAGCACUGA